AUGUCUGUCUAUCUAUCUAUCUAUCUAUCUAUCUAUCUAUCUAUCUAUAUAGCAAGACUCUUCGCUAAAUCGAAUCGAGUCCUCUCAUUGUUCCUGAAUUUUUCUUCUUCUUUCUAUGAAAUUUACAUUCUUUCAUUUCUUAUAACUUAUCCUAUCUAUCCUGCAAGUCUGUUGCUUCUUUCUUUCAAUUCAUCCUUUCUUCCUUCCUUUGAUCCUUAUAUCCAUCACUCUUUCCUUUCUUAUAUUCUUUCCUGGUUUCAUUCCAUUCAUCAACGUAUUCUUUCCCGCCUUACUUCCUUCUUAUUGUAUCCCUUCCUUCUUUUUUUCUUCUUUCCUUACUUCUUUCGAGUCAUUUUUCUUUCCUGUCUUUCUAUUUAUUCAUUCUUUCCUUCGUCUUUCCAUUCCUACAAUGUUUACUUCUUCCUUCUAUACAUCUUCCUUCCUUGUUUUAAUCAUUCAUCCUUCCUAAAUCCUUUCCUUCUUUGCUACCAUUCAUCCUUCUUUCCUUCCCGUUUUUCCAACAUCCUUCUAUUCUUCCUUCCUUUUUGCUUCUUUUUUUCCAUUCGUCCAUUCUUCCUUUUAUCCUUACGUUCAUCACUCUUUCCUUUCUUCUUAUAUUCUUUCCUGGUUUCAUUCCAUUCAACUUAUUUUUUCCCGCCUUACUUCUUUCUUAAGGUUUCCCUUUCUUCUUUUCUUCUUUCCUUACUUCUUUCGAGUCAUUAUUCUUUCUUUCCUGUCUUCCUGUUUAUUGAUUCUUUCCUUCGUCCUUCCAUUCCUUCACUGUUUACUUCUAUGCAUCAUCCUUCCUUCCUUUUUAUUUUCUCUCUCACUUCUUUGUAUGCUUUCUUUAUUCUACCUUCUUUCCUUCCUGUCUUUCUAAACCUAUUUUUAUUCCUCCUUCCUUUCUUCGAUCUAUCCAUUCAUCCUUUCUUCCAACUUUUUCCUCUCUUUCUUCUUUUUGAUCAUCCUUCCAUUCCUUUCUUUCCUGUCUUUUCAACUUCCUUCUAUUAUUCCUUCCUUUCUUCCAUAUAUUCAACGGUCCUGCCUUCCAACCUCUCUUCCGUUUUUCUAAGCAUCGAUCCAUUCAUUCCUCUUUCCUUCCUGUUUUUUUUUAAAUUCCUUUUUCAUCCUUUCUUUUCUUCCAUCCAUAACUUCCUUCUUCCUCUCUUUCUUCUGUUUCUAUUCACCCUUUCAUUAAUUCUAAUUUUCUUUCUACCUUUCUAA
This is a messenger RNA of Acanthosepion pharaonis, 1224 nucleotides long. NCBI's taxonomy places the organism in Eukaryota, Metazoa, Mollusca, Cephalopoda, Sepiida, Sepiidae. The record is from the annotation of a GenBank genome assembly.